Molecule: messenger RNA, 3339 nt
Organism: Desarmillaria tabescens
Lineage: Eukaryota; Fungi; Basidiomycota; Agaricomycetes; Agaricales; Physalacriaceae
Product: putative glycoside hydrolase
Exons: 10
Coding region: 1-3339 (1112 amino acids)
Molecular function (GO): protein binding
Source: RefSeq, a predicted model, not a curated record
AUGCCGUUGUCAUUAGGAGUUUCGGUCGACUUCUUGACUCCAAACUUCGACAAGGGCCUAGCAAUGCAGGUCCUCCCACUCUCGUUAGUCUUUCUUAUGGCGACCUUCGGCUUCUCGCAAUGCGAACCUUUGAAUGUCACGUUUCCGGAGCAAGCGCCGAAUGGCACUACGAAUGCCGUUGCCGACAAUUUUCUAGGCAUUUCGUUCGAAUUGAGUUCGUUUGAUACGCUGUGGGGCUCCACUGUGGACACGAUACCAGACGCAAUGGUCAACUACCUGCACAACAUCAACGUUCGCACAAGCGCGCCUCUUCGCAUCCGUGUUGGUGGGAACGGGAUGGAUGGGUCAACUUACGUCGGAUCAAGCAUGACAAAGAUGCUCGAACUUACAGAUCCAGAUGCUUACUUCAAUGACAUCCCAGUCAAUUUCAGUCGCGUACUGUUUGACAUCAUGAAUGCAAUGUACGACGAAGUCGAGCCGAUGCAAUUUAUAAUUGGCCUGAGUAUGCGAGAUCCGGCCAACGACCAAAACGUAUUGGAACUAGCUAAAGAUGCAAGAGAGCUUCUGGGGAACAAGUUAGAUGCGAUGCUGCUAGGCAAUGAACCGGAUUUAUAUGCGGGACACGGAACGAGGACAGACUACAACCUAACGACCUAUAUCGCGGAAUUAGGCCAUGUCAUUGGGGAUAUGGAACAGCAGGGCAUUAUUAAUGACACCGUGCUCGGCGGUCCUACGAUAUGCUGUGCGCAAUGGUCGUUAUCCGACGUUAUACAAGGAGGUCUCGACCAAUAUCCUUACAAGUACUACACCGUACAACAUUACCCGAAUCAUGCUUGCCAAGGUCCGAAUGAGGGCAAUACUAACAUCACGUACUAUCUCUCACACAUGGAAGUUGGCCCAUACUUAGACUGGAACUCGGACGGCAUCACACUCGCCAAGGAAGACGGUAUUCCCGUUCUCCUUACGGAAUACAAUACAGUUUCAUGCGGUGGCACUAACAUCUCUUCCACCUUUGCUGCAGCCCUUUGGCUAAUUGACGCUGGUCUCAAAAGCGCCGAGCGUGGGUUCUCCGGAGCUUAUAUCCACACUCGAGAAGCCGGAAUUCAGUACAACCUUUUUGAUCCACCUACCUCAACUUCGUCCGGGUGGAUUACUGGAGCGCCAUACUACGCAGCACUCUUUCUAGCAGAAACUUUUAGCGCCAGCGGAAAUAUCAUUGUCGACUUGAACCUCAAUGACUCUCUACACAAUCCAAGUGCGACGUCGGCCGCAUACGGAGUUUACGAUGCCGAAUCCACACGGGGGAAGAUCGUGUUGCUCAACUUGAGUGAACAAGGUGAUGAGCAGACGUAUGAUAUCCCAGCUAAUAUGACGGCCUCGUUGCGCUACCGCUUGCUCCUCGCGCCGUCCGUCGUUGAAACGAGUAACAUCUCAUGGGCUGGCCAGACAGUGGGAGGUUUAGGUCAGUUGGACGGGGAACAGGAUACGUUUCAUCUUGAUUGUACCGAUGGGUGCACUGUGAACAUCCCAGGCCCCGGGGCCGCUCUGGUCAUACUAGGAGAACCUAGUGAUGGUGAUAGCUUUUAUUACGGGAAUUCCACAGUCAAGGGGUUGCAGAGUAUCAACGGGUCAGCGGAGCGGCGCUUGAAAGGCGGAAUACUCUACUGCUCAGCCACUCGCCCUAUAGCCACACGUUCCGAGUCCGUGGUACACUGUCAACCCGUGGGAAUGGCCCUUGCGUCAUCAUCGUCAUCGGACCCUGGCUCGGUAAAAGCUCGUCUGACGUGUAUCGAAGCUGAAAUCACUUUGUUGGCCCAGAAGCUUGCCACGCUGACUACUGAACGUGACGAACUUCGACGUUUCGAAGUCAAUGAAGUCAUUGAACUUCCUGCAGACCAAGCUGACACUUACUCCACUACUAUCUGUAGUCUUCCAACCGAGCUUCUUCAGGAUAUCUUUUCUCAUUGUUUGCGGAAACACCCCGUCAUGGAUGCUGCAGAGGCACCUCUACUGCUCGGUAGAGUCUGCAGAGCCUGGCGGACUAUAUCAUUACAAACUCCCAAAUUGUGGUCAUCCUUACAUCUCGUGAUUCCCCGGUCAAUCCCUUAUCCCGACUCGCAACCUGAGCUGUACGAACAGAUGCGCGCGGGAUUUGAAUACUGGCUGGAGCAUCUGGGUAGUCUCCCCUUAAAUCUCUCCCUCCACUCUGAAGAACGACGAGAGGACGAGUCCGAGAUGUUGUACUCUCAGCUUGAAUGGGUAUUCGAGAAAUCGAGAGCUCGAUGGAAACAUCUUACGGUUUAUAUUCCUUCAUUUUCGCUGGGCGUAUUCUUCGAUCUCCCUGCUGAUCAACAGUAUGACCUCCUCGAGUCGAUAGAGUUGGGCACAUCAAACUACCACACACCGUUUCAGUUCGAAUACAUCGAAUUUCCUUUUCUUUCCGCUGCAACCACCCCAAACCUUCGCAAAAUUUCCUUCCACUUGUUCUCACCGGACCUUCGAAGGGGGUCCUUCCCCCAAGUCCUCCCCAAUAUCACGAAUCUUACUCUUCAACGCUGCGAACACUGGGAUAUGAACACCCCCGAGAUGCUCAUGAUCCUCGGCACAUGCACCAAUCUCGUUCAUUGCUACAUCACCACCACUGAGAGAUUUCACCCGACCGCUCAGGAACCUGCUAUCUUCGUGCCCGCCCACCUUGCUCAUCUCAAAUCGCUAAGAGUUGAGGCAUGCGGGUUCCGCGGUCCACCCGGGGCAGCGCCGAGUUUCCUUAACCUUCCCGACAUCUUCACUUACGUCGUGGCCCCCGCCCUCGAAGCCCUAGAUGUCGAUGGGCUCCACCACGAAGUUACUGCUAAUGACGCUGCCCUCAUCGCACUGCGUGGGUUCGUCACGAAUUGUUCUCACACCUUGAGGAAACUCAAGCUCCGCUCAUACCUGUCCAUCAACUCGACGGACGUCCUGAUUUCUUGUCUGGACCUCCUUCCCUCGCUAAUGGAGCUCAAGAUAAAGGAUUUCGACUAUCCAUGGACUGAGGCCCAUCGUCCUCGAUCUCCCGCAGUCACGGAUAGCCUCCUCGAAGCGCUCACCAGUGGUGGGUUGUGUCCGAGCCUGGAGCUGUUCAAGCUCGACGACAACUUUGGUUUUGAGGAAAAGACAUUAGAGCAGUUCCUAUUGACGCGGCUUAAGGAACCAAGGGAGGGGUGUGUCCCGCUGAAAUUUUGUAAGAUUUCGACGUAUCGAAAUUUCGGUCCGGAGAUUAGAGGUCUUGAAGGUGUGAAAGUUAAUAAGAGGUUGAUGUUCGCGAAUCAAAAGCGGUCGGGGAGGCCAUGGUUUGAUUGA